Molecule: messenger RNA, 918 nt
Organism: Symbiodinium natans
Lineage: Eukaryota; Dinophyceae; Suessiales; Symbiodiniaceae
Source: the annotation of a GenBank genome assembly
AUGGCGCAAAUGGAGGAGUCCCUGGAACAACAGGCGGCUCACAUCACUACCCUGGAGUUUGAUUCCGCACCUGCCCCGAAGAAGCCUUCUCUGGCAGUGCUUGCUGCGCCCGCAAGCAAGGCUGCAGCCCAAACCCCAGAGAACCACGCUGGCGCGUCCAAGAAUCCAGUGCUGCUGGGAGUUUCUCAGGCGUGCGAGAAGGUGUAUGCUGGAGCGAAGGCCCUCAGCAAGGCCAAUGACACCAUCCAGCAGCUGCAGGAGACACUCUCCAGCGAGAGAGAGGCACGCUCCAUGCAAGAGAAGGAUGCAUCAGCCAAGAUCCAAGAGCUCACUGAGAAGAUCGCAACCUGGGAAAGGAAGCAUGCCGCGGCAUUGGAGGAUCUGAAGCAAAAUGCGACGAUCCAGCGUCUCCAGCAUGCCGUGUCCGCUGGCGACGCUGCGAGGGAGAACCUGUCGAAGGCCGCCCCACCAAAGAAGUCCACCGCAGCGCCGCCGCCGGCAAAGCAUCCUACCGACGCGGCUCCCAAGGCACCGCCGAAGGCACCUCCGAAGGGACCAGAGGCUGCGAUCCCGAAGCCUCCUCCAAAGAAGGCCGCUGCGCCUCCUGCAGAGGUUGUUCCGAAGGCUGCAGAGUCGUGGCCUCUGGUGCUGGGGCAGCGUGCCACCCGUUGGUGCGACUGCUCAGACGAUGAGGACGAGCCCAGCAUCUCGGUACUCCUUGCGCGCGAGAAGGCCCGAAUGCCUCAUCGCUUUGCUGCCGAGUGCGACAAGGAAGAGCAAGGGCAGCAGAUGCGUGCGGCGCUCCGCAUGGCCAGUUCCGUAGAGGAACUUGAGAGGGCCAUCGCCUACGCCGAGGAGCUGGGCCUCAAGCAUGAAGCCAGCUUGGGAAGGAAGAAGCUUCAACGGCUUCAAAGCUGA